AUGUCCGACAUUGAAGUGCAAGACAAUGCCAAUACUGAUAAAGAACAAAGAACUAACGGCGGAGGUGAUGAAGGUGAUGCAUGGGGAAGUCAUGAAUCUUCCUCAGUUCGACGAUACGCUAAGAUGCCUGUUGAUAAAAAUGCUCCCUUCUACAACAUGAAUCACAAAUACCGUGGUAUGGCAAUAAUAUUUAACCAUGAACAUUUCGAUAUCCACAGUCUUAAAUCUCGCACUGGCACGAAUGUCGAUAGUGAUAAUUUAUCCAGAGUCUUGAAAGGUCUAGGAUUCCGCGUCACGGUUCUGACUAAUUUGAAGUCGGAAGAUGUAAACAGGUACCUACAACAAACUUCAGAGAUGGAUCAUUCUGACUAUGAUUGUGUUCUUAUAGCAGUUCUAACUCAUGGAGAAAUGGGCAUGCUGUAUGCUAAAGAUACCCAUUACAAACCUGAUAAUUUGUGGUAUUAUUUUACAGCUGACAAAUGCCCCACAUUAGCAGGAAAACCUAAGAUAUUUUUUAUCCAAGCUUGUCAAGGGGACAAACUGGACGGUGGAAUAACACUCACUAGCAGAUCUGAGACUGAUGGCUCUUCAAGUGCCUCCUACAAGAUACCUAUACAUGCAGAUUUCUUGAUUGUGUUUUCGACUGUUCCCGGUUUUUAUUCUUGGAGAAACACUACUCGUGGUUCUUGGUUUAUGCAAGCACUUUGUGAGGAGUUACGUUAUUCAGGAACAGAAAGAGACAUACUUACGCUGUUGACUUUUGUUUGUCAAAAAGUAGCUCUUGAUUAUGAGUCCAAUACUCCAGAUGUGAUGACCAUGCAUCAGCAGAAACAAGUUCCAUGUAUUACAAGUAUGCUAACUCGUUUACUUGUAUUUGGCAAGAAAUAG
Pieris macdunnoughi is the source of this 888-nucleotide messenger RNA. Lineage: Eukaryota; Metazoa; Arthropoda; Insecta; Lepidoptera; Pieridae. The record is from the annotation of a GenBank genome assembly.